AUGGUUAGUGCAAGGUUAGAAGCUCAAAAGCAAACAAUUCGACAUUACUGGCUUAAUGCCAUUAAGUUAGCAAAGGAAAUACAAAAAAAAACUAGUAUUCCCCUUUAUUCUAUUGAGCGUAAUCUUAAAAAGCUUAGAGAAACAGGUGAUGUUAAUCAUCAGUGUAAUAAUGGUCGGAAAUCGAAGGUUACACAAGACAUUUCUCAGGCUAUUGGGCAACAUGUGCACAAAAAUACUGCAGUUUCGACCUGCUAA
Molecule: messenger RNA, 255 nt
Organism: Funneliformis geosporum
Lineage: Eukaryota; Fungi; Glomeromycota; Glomeromycetes; Glomerales; Glomeraceae
Source: the annotation of a GenBank genome assembly